GGUGGUUAACAAAGUAACAGGAUCGAGAAUAAAUUAACGUCGAGACUGAGAAAACGAAGAAACCGAGAGUAGGAAGAAGGAAUUAAACUUACGGAGGAGAGAUCAAAGAUUGAAACAAUGAUGACGUCUCAACCUCUUAAAACCUUAAUUCUUAGAGCCAAACAAGUGUUAGGGACCAAAACCAUAGAUGUGGUUCUGUUAAAUAUGAGACAUGGUCUAUUGCCUCGCAAUGCAGGACACACCCUAUCUUUACAAGGUAGUCUUAGGCAUAUCCGAACAACAUGCCGCAUUUCAGUUCCUGGGAUGACAUCAAAAAGUGAAGAUAAAGUGUCUCCUGAGUUUUUAAGGGAUAAGAAAAUGGUGCCAAAUUCAGAGCCUCCGAGCAUUAAAGAUAUUGACCUUUUAUACGAGUUUGUCGAUAAGAGUAGCAAUCUCAUUGUUUUAACUGGAGCAGGAAUAAGCACAGAAUGUGGUAUUCCUGAUUAUAGAAGUCCAAACGGAGCUUAUAGUACUGGCUUCAAACCAAUUACACAUCAGCAAUUCGUCCGUUCAAGCCGAGCUCGCAGGAGGUAUUGGGCAAGGAGCUAUGCUGGAUGGAGAAGGUUUAAUGCAGCACAACCUGGUCCAGGUCAUAAAACGCUUGCAUCCUUGGAAAAAGUUGGCCGAGUAAACUUUAUGAUUACACAGAAUGUUGACAGGCUGCAUCACCGUGCUGGGAGUAAUCCACUUGAGUUGCACGGGACUGUGUACACUGUAGCAUGCUUGGAUUGUGGGUUCUCAUUUUGCCGGAACUCAUUUCAGGACCAAGUCCAGGCUCUGAAUCCAAAGUGGGCAACAGCAAUUGAAAAUUUGAACUUGGGAAGUACCUCAGCAGGGUCAGAAAAGAGUUUUGGCAUGCAGCAGAGGCCUGAUGGUGAUGUUGAGAUUGAUGAGAAAUUUUGGGAGGAGGAUUUUGACAUCCCCAACUGCCAGAAAUGCAAUGGAAUUCUGAAACCUGAUGUUGUCUUUUUUGGUGACAACGUUCCUAAAGACAGAGCUAAUAAAGCAAUGGAAGCUUCAAAAGACUGUGAUGCCUUUCUUGUGCUAGGAUCUUCCCUCAUGACCAUGUCUGCAUUCCGACUUGUCAGAGAUAAAAGUGUGAAAAGAAACUAUGCUUAUUCCAGUGUGCUCCCUAAGAGGUGCAACAUCUUCCUUUCUGUAUCUAGGAGUUGGCCAAUGAAGCACUCUAGUGAGCGAGCUGCUCAUGAGGCUGGUGCAAGUGUUGGGAUUGUGAACAUUGGUCCCACACGUGCUGAUGACUUUGUGCCCUUAAAAAUAAAUGCAAGAUGUGGAGAGAUUCUACCCAGGUUACUCGACGUGGGAGUUCUCUCCCUACCAGCUGUGCAUUGACAGAUCUGAAAAGUGAAAACUACAGGGAGACCCAUUCUUCGGAUCUUUCCCACUGUGAAACCCACGCCCAGAAAUCUGAAGGCGCGCACCCAUUUUCUAGGAAAAAAUUAUUUUCAAACCCAUAUUUUAUAAAAUUCUGUUUCGUUCUUUUUUCUUCUUCUUCAUCUUCAAUUCCUUUUCUUCUUCCUCUCCACUCUACCGUGAAUUGUUGUGGUCGAUUAAGAAGAGUGGGUAUUGGUUAUCACUCAAGUUUGAUUCAGAUUUUGUGAUGAAUUGAUGGAAGAAUCGAAGAAGAAUCGAAGAAGAAAAUUAGGGUCUAGAGAGUUAGGUCGAGAGAAUUGAUUCAGAUUUUACAGUUCUCGAUAAGAUUAGGUCGAGAGAAUUUCUAGAUAAAGUUUUUAUUAGAAUGAGAGAAGUUGAUUUACAUGAUUUGUCUUCAUUGAUUUACCAACUUUUGAUUUUAGCUUUGAAUGAUUUUAGCAAACGAGAAGUGAUUGAUGGAAUUAUUGGAUUUCUUGGAGGAUUAAGUAAAGUGAGUUCAAUUGUUAGACAAGUUGAAGGAACUGUAUUAUUGCAUUUCAAUUUUGCUGUGAAACAAGAUCCAUCAUUAGGUCAGGAGAUAUUAGGAUUAGUGAAAAAUGAUUUAAGAGCUUGUAAUCAUUUCACUGUUGUUGUUUUCCUGUCUAUUUGUCGAGUUCGUAAAUUUAAUGAAAGCGCCUUUGGCGUUCUUAGAAUGGUUGUUGUUAGAUCUUAUAAGGAGUAUAAAUACACAAGGUAAUCGAUUCGAAACAACACUAUAUAUGUGAAGUGUUGUUUCUGAUUUUUUUUUAUAGUGUAGUACUUGUUUGUUGAA
Molecule: messenger RNA, 2242 nt
Organism: Papaver somniferum (opium poppy)
Lineage: Eukaryota; Viridiplantae; Streptophyta; Magnoliopsida; Ranunculales; Papaveraceae
Product: NAD-dependent protein deacylase SRT2-like
Exons: 12
Coding region: 118-1389 (423 amino acids)
Molecular function (GO): NAD+ binding; NAD-dependent protein lysine deacetylase activity
Source: RefSeq, a predicted model, not a curated record